CCAAAGACAAAAGUAAGAGGGUUUUGUGCAUCAAAGUCUUUGGCAAAAACAAAUCUUGCAAUAAAAGAAAAAAAUGGCCCCUAAAGUGCCACCUUCUGAUGCUUUAUCCAUCGGAAAACUGACUCCGGCCCUUGGGUCGAGGAAGGCAUACGUGACUUUCUUGGCCGGAACCGGGGACUAUGUGAAAGGGGUGGUCGGUCUGGCGAAAGGUUUGAGGAAGGUGAAGAGCAUCUACCCGCUGGUCGUGGCGAUCUUGCCUGACGUGCCAGAGGAGCACCGUGAGAUCUUGAGGUCCCAAGGCUGCAUUGUCAAGGAGAUCGAGCCGGUCUAUCCACCGGCCAACCAGACUCAGUUCGCCAUGGCGUAUUACGUUAUUAACUACUCCAAGCUUCGUAUUUGGAACUUUCUGGAGUACAGCAAAAUGGUGUACCUCGAUGGAGACAUCCAAGUUUUCGAAAACAUCGAUCACCUCAUGGACACCCCAGACGGCUACUUCUACGCCGUUAUGGAUUGCUUUUGCGAGAAAACAUGGAGCCACUCUCCACAAUACGCCAUUGGGUACUGCCAGCAAUGCCCUAACAAGGUGACCUGGCCGGCUGAGAUGGGCCCCCCUCCCCCGCUCUACUUCAACGCGGGCAUGUUCGUGCACGAACCAAGCAAGGCUACUUAUGAGACCCUCCUCGAGACUCUCCAGAUCGCCCCCACCACGCCAUUUGCUGAGCAGGAUUUCCUGAACACCUUCUUCAACCCAAUCUACAAACCUAUCCCGCCAAUCUACAACCUGGUGCUCGCCAUGCUGUGGCGCCACCCUGAGAACAUCGAGCUCGAGAAGGCCAAAGUUGUCCACUACUGUGCUGCGGGAUCGAAGCCAUGGAGGUACACUGGGGAGGAGGCUAACAUGGAUAGAGAAGACAUCAAGAUGCUGGUGAAGAAAUGGUGGGACAUCUACAAUGACGAAUCCCUCGACUACAAGCCGGAGGAGGAGGCGGAUGAAUCCUUCUCCAAGCCAUCCAUCUUGGCCUCCCUCCCUGAACCCGCGGUUUCUUAUGUCCCAGCGCCCUCCGCUGCCUAAACAACUACUAUUGCUAUCUCUAUGACCAACUUAAUUUGCUUGUUUUUCGUGUGAAAAUCCUCAAGAAAUAUCCAAGUUUGUCUUGUGUUUGAAUGUGUAAUGCAAUGAAUUAAACUAAUUAAGCAGUAUUGGAAUGUAAGAGUUCUACUGCAGUUAUUAUGAAAAUAUCUAUUUUAUUCAA
This is a messenger RNA of Salvia hispanica, 1253 nucleotides long. Its product is annotated as galactinol synthase 1-like. The record is from RefSeq and is a predicted model, not a curated record. NCBI's taxonomy places the organism in Eukaryota, Viridiplantae, Streptophyta, Magnoliopsida, Lamiales, Lamiaceae. Gene Ontology annotation, molecular function: glycosyltransferase activity.